UUUUAAUUGUAAGUUGAAGAUUUAAAUACCUAUUAAGGAAUUACCAAAAUGAUAAGCAAAUUAAUUAAUCAUCUUUAAUCAAGGUAAGAAUAUAAUUAAUCUCGUUAAACCUUUGCCAUUAGCGAAACCAAAACAGUUACAAUAUAAAUAGUCUAUGAAAAUGAAUGUGACAAUCAAUUGAUUCAACGAGUAGUUCAACAAGUAUAUUUGAUAUUCUAUUUUAAUUGUGAUCAUUAAUUGUUGAUUAGUAAAUAACUUGAAGUAAAAUGGUUCUCGAAGUCUAUGGAAACACUGGUUCACCUCAUUGUCGAAUUGUUUUUGCUGUUCUGAAGCAUUUAAAGAUUCCCUAUGAACAGAAAACACUUGAUAUGAGGAACAAGGAACAUCUUCAAGCCGAUUAUCUCAAGUUAAAUCCAUUUCACACAAUACCAACAAUCAAUGACGAUGGUUUCGCUGUAUUUGAAAGUCGAGCCAUUGCUGUUUAUUUGAUUGAAAAAUAUUCACCUGACAAUCAAUUGUAUCCAAAUGAUGCCAAAAAACGAGCAGCAAUCAAUCGUUGGUUAUAUUGGGAUGUCGCUAGUUUCCUUAAAUCAUUACAAUCUUACAAUGGACCUUUUCUGUUUGGUAAUGUUGAUAAACCCGAUGAAAAAGCGGCUAAUGAAAUUCUGGACAAAGUUAAAACUCUUGACGGUCUUUUGAGUCAAUCUAAAUACAUUAAUGGAGACAAUUUAACAUUGGCUGAUAUUGGAUUAGCGAUCACUUUUGCUUCAAUCAACGCGACCAAUUUAGAUACAAAACCGUUUGAAAAUGUCAACAAGUGGUUCAAUCGAUUGGAAAAUGAUUUGCCUGAGGUUUGGUCGGAAAUUAUUGUCAAACCAAAUGAAAUGUUGAAAAAACGAUGGACUGAUAAACUUUCGGCUUCCAAAUGAAUGCUAUUCUUGUCAUUGGUGAAACGAUUUAAGAGAACGUAGAAAUUUAAUAAAAAAACUAGUUUAAAUUGA
Panonychus citri (citrus red mite) is the source of this 1001-nucleotide messenger RNA. Its product is annotated as glutathione S-transferase 1-1-like. Gene Ontology annotation, biological process: glutathione metabolic process. The record is from RefSeq and is a predicted model, not a curated record. The transcript has 3 exons. Gene Ontology annotation, molecular function: glutathione transferase activity. Lineage: Eukaryota; Metazoa; Arthropoda; Arachnida; Trombidiformes; Tetranychidae. The coding region runs from base 267 to 929 and encodes 220 amino acids.